Molecule: messenger RNA, 6867 nt
Organism: Sander lucioperca (pikeperch)
Lineage: Eukaryota; Metazoa; Chordata; Actinopteri; Perciformes; Percidae
Product: connector enhancer of kinase suppressor of ras 2
Exons: 25
Coding region: 463-3945 (1160 amino acids)
Biological process (GO): regulation of signal transduction
Cellular component (GO): membrane; cytoplasm
Molecular function (GO): protein binding
Source: RefSeq, a predicted model, not a curated record
CGUUGCACCAUUCCCUGGUCUGUGUUAUGAGUGGUGGCCCUUGUGAUGCUGCAGCGAGGCGGGCGGGAGGAAUAGAGGAGAGAGGAGGGGUCGCUCCAUCCCCUCGCGCCCACCGAAUCCACUUCUCACAGCGCGCGGGCUGCUGGCGGGAAGGCACGAGGAAGAGAGAUAGAGAAAGUGAGGGAACGAGAAGGAGGGAGGGAGGGAAAGGAGAGAGCGUGUGUGUGUGUGUGUGUGUGUGUGUGUGUGUGCGUGUCUCCGUGUGUGCGCGUGGAUUGCACCACCGCAUCCCGUUCACCGUUUCUGCAGGCGGCCAUUCUCUGAUGGAGAGAAUAAAACUGACAAAGCUUUCUUUUCCCUCAGAUGUAUCCACCGCCGUGUCAUUCCAGAUGUGACUGACAAGUCGUUGUAUGUCGCCCGCAUUGAGUCCUGUGCUGUUCAUCUCGGAGAGACUGUGACACCAUGGCUUUGGUUAUGGAGCCUAUAAGUAAAUGGACACCAAAGCAAGUGCUGGACUGGAUGAAAGGUCUGGAUGACUGUCUCCAGCAGUACGUGAAGAGUUUCGAGCGGGAGCAGAUGGGGGGAGAGCAGCUGCUGCACAUAACCCAUCAGGAGCUGGAGGAGCUGGGUGUCACCAGAAUAGGACAUCAGGAGCUCAUCCUGGAAGCUGUCGACCUCCUCUGUGCCCUGAACUACGGCCUAGAGACGGAGAACCUGCGGACUCUGUCCCACAAGCUGAACGCUUCAGCGAAAAACCUCCAGAACUUCAUCCUGGGCCGGCGGAGGGGCGGACACUACGAUGGACGAGCUUCCCGGAGGCUACCCAAUGAUUUCCUAACCUCGGUGGUGGAUCUGAUUGGUGCAGCCAAGAACCUGCUAGCCUGGCUCGACAGGUCUCCGUUCGCCAGUGUGACAGAGUAUUCAUUACUGAAGAACAACAUUGUGCAGCUCUGCCUAGAACUAACCACCAUCGUACAACAGGAUUGCACUGUGUAUGAGACAGAGAAUAAGAUUCUCCAUGUGUGUAAGACCUUAGCGGGGAUAUGCGACCACAUCAUCUCUCUGUCGUCAGACUCUCUGGUCUCUCAGUCCGCCCAUCUGGAGGUGGUCCACCUUACCAGCAUCAUGCCCAGUGAAGGGCUGGGGAUGUAUAUCAAAUCGACGUAUGAUGGACUCCACGUUAUCACGGGAACCACAGAGAAUUCUCCAGCAGACCAGUGUAAGAAGAUCCAUGCAGGGGAUGAGGUGAUCCAAGUCAACCACCAGACAGUGGUGGGCUGGCAGCUGAAGAACCUGGUCAACGCUCUGAGAGAGGACCCAUGCGGAGUCAUCCUCACGUUGAAGAAAAGACCUCAGAACACCCUGAGCUCCACGCCGGCUCUGCUCAGGAACGUGCGCUGGAAACCGCUGGGCCUGCAGCCGAUCCCCACCAGCCCCACCAGCACCUCCCCUACACCUGGUGGAACUUUGGGCAUGUCCAAAAUGGAUGGCCCCAGCAUGCAGGACGUCUAUAUCCUCUCUCCUGUCUCUGGACUCUACAGCACCAGGGAGGAGCUGGGUCUGAUGUCAUGCGACGACAUCAGCCGCUACAGCGUGAGCUCACAGUCCGGCUCCAAAGGUUCAGAGGCAGUCAGCUACUACCUGGACCAGGACAGCGGUCAGUACUUCUCCCUGCUGGAGGGAGACGGACCCCCGGGGUCCGACUACGACAGGGGCCGCAAUACGGGGGUUCGCCGGCGGGACAAGACCCCCACCCAUGGUGACCUCAGGCCUGUUUCCAUGCCUCCCGAAUAUAACUGGAUGGCCGAGGCCAAGGAACCCAGCAUGGGCAAGAGAGGGAGCCGAGAUUCAGACAACUCCCUGCUGCGUUACCUUAGCGACGACAAGAUCCUGGUGAUUGAGGAGGAGCCCGAGGGUCCAGGCAGAGAGAGUCGGCGGGAUUCCACCAGACGCUCUCGGCGCAAGAGCCGCAAUCCCAGCAGCCCUAGCUUUCCCAUCAGCCCCUCCCUGCUGUCCUCCACCCUGCGCCUAGACCAACCACCCGAUGCUUUGCCUCGAGGUGCGGACACACUACGAGCAGACACAACAGACAGGUACUCCGGCUCAGGAAGCUCAGGAGCCGCCUCCAUGAGGAAGUCCUUCCAUUACACCUCUCUAAGAACGAAAACCAAAAAGAGAAGUAAAGGUUCCCUCACUAGUGCCAGUCGAAGGAGAAUAUCCUGUAAGGACCUGGGCCACGGGGACUGUGAGGGCUGGCUGUGGAAGAAGAAGGAUGCAAAAGGUUAUUUCACCCAGAAAUGGAGGAAGUACUGGUUUAUCCUCAAAGAGUCCUGCCUCUACUGGUACACCAACCAAAACGAUGAGAAGGCGGAGGGCUUCAUCAGCCUCCCUGAGUUCAGAAUAGACCGAGCCAUAGAGUGCAGACGGAAAUAUGCCUUCAAAGCCUGUCAUCCCAAAAUCAAGAGCUUCUUCUUCGCCACAGAUUGUCUUGAGGAAAUGAACAGGUGGAUGAACCGGCUGGGGCUAGCUGCUAUUGGCUACACACCAGAUGACAAGGUGCCACGCCCUGAUGAAGACUACUGGAGCGAGAGCGAUCAAGACGAGGUCGAUGGCUCAAUGACGCUCAAACAGGAGGGACCCUCAUCCCUCUGUGAUACCUAUCACCGCACGCCAUCAGCUAACUUCCUUCAGAGUUAUGACCAGUUGCCCCGCUCAGUCAGCUCCAUGAGCCUUAUGCGCUCCACUCCGUCCCCACUCCCUCCAUCAAUGAGUGCCUCCACUUCCCCCAUCCCUCCACAGAUGGUCUCUUCCACCUCCCCUCUCCCUCUCCAGGUCAAUUCCUCUAGUCCCUUCCCGGAGCCCAAGCAUGGCCGACAUUUCUCCAGCGAGUCAACGCACUCCCACUCCUCCGCCGAGGACCAGCGCGGAGAUGGCAUGGGCAUGGGCACGGGCACAGGCAGCACCAGUACCCACUCAUCCGGCUGCCGCUCUACCCACCGUGAGCGGCGCUCCUGGCAGGACCUCAUUGAGACCCCUCUGACCAGCGCAGGGCUGCACUUCCUCCAGACAGCGCCGGGGGAGAGUGAUUAUGGGGGCCUAAUGGGGAGCAUGGUUGGAGAGAUGGGGCUGUACGGAGGGCUGGGCAGACAAGGUAUGUCCCCGGAGAGACGCAGACAGGCCACGCUGCCCGUACGGAGACACCACGCCGCAGAGAGGGACAGGGAGCGUGACGGGCCCUUCCCUCUGGAGCGAGGUCCGCACACACACAGUCACACACACCGACGCUCUCACAAGCAACGCAGCCAGAGUCUGCCCAGAAACAGGGACCCCGUGCCAGGAAAGCUGUUGCACACCUCAGCUCAUAUGGAGGAGAGGAGCGAGGACGAGGAGGCAGAGGGGCAGGCUGCAGAUAUGCUCGAGGGUGAGGAGGCAGUGAAUCUGACUCUUACCGGUCCACUCCUGGGUGUGUCAGACCUGCGGGAGUUGAGAGUUGAGAGCAGAGAGAGGAGGGUGUCGGAUGGAAGGGAGCGGCGGGUGUCAGAAGGCCGUGAGCCGGAGCCAUUGGACGGGCUAGAGCAGCUGUACCGGGUCCUGGAGCAAGCCAACGUUACAGUCCUAGGAGACCCAAGACCCUGUAGCAGGCAGGAGUUUCGACGCUGUUACACGCAGAGAGCCAGGGACCCUCUGCUCAACGACAGGCUGCACCGGGUCCGAGCCCUCCGCAGCACAUUGAAGGCCAAAGAGUCGGAGCUGGCAGUAGUCUGCGCCCUCCUGGAGGAGCCUGGCCUGUGCUCCCAGACCUUCAGAGAGUGGAAGCAGUGGCACAGUGAGCUCUACUCAGACAUCUGCCAGCUCAGCCCCGGCACCAACGGCCAGGACGACCUCUCCCCGCUGGCCGCACCUCUCAUGACCCACACACACUCCUUCAUUGAGACACAUGUGUGAGAGAGAGAAGGGGAGAAAAGACUGAACUGACACACACACACACACUAACAAACACACAGAGCUCGACAUUAGCUGAAUCCUUUCUCCUGAUCACGACUCUGAGCACGCACUCACACAAACACUCUCACACACACACACACACAGGAACACACAUUGUAAGAUGUGUAAAUAUCAUAGAUGGGACAGUCUGAGACCUGCGUGUAUGAACUUUUGAUAAUCCUGAGGCCCCCACAGGGUGCCUAUUGCAUGCCUGAACAGAAAGCAUUAAUCUUCCUUUGUCUAUGGAACUCAGCAUAAACUCCACACGCUUGUCGAGCAAAAUGGAAAAAAGGAGACUUUUUAACACGUUUUGUUCCUUUGUAUUUACUUGGUUUUGCAAAUUUUUUUCCCUGUUGAUUUUAGGGGGCAGGGGGAACUAUGUAGCAGCAAUACAGAGGAGAAUCCUUUUCACCACAGCACUGUACUUUUGUACUGAUGAACUUUGCACCCAGAGCCACCAGUUCUCCCCCUUUCUCUCUCUUCUGUCUUUUUUUUUCUCUCACUGCAUAUCUCACUGAUUUACAGGGACCUCACUUGUUAUUCCAGGCUGAUCUGACGGGACAGUGUUGGGAAAGUAAGGGCAGUGACUUUUAGUAUAAGACUGUGAAAGGUAGCCAUCAAUGCUGGUUUAUCUGGUUCCCUCUAGAAACCGAUGAAAACAAGCGUCACAAGCAUUGAGGAACCAUUGUGCUGGCUAGAUAGCACACUAUUUCAAACUGUGAACUGUUAAAAAAACCACAAUUUUAAGAAAGCUCCUCUGAUAGAGUGCAUUCCUACGAUUCAUUUUGCAUUCUCUCUCCCUCUCUUUCUUUCUUUUGCUCUCUCUCUCUCUCUCUCUCUCUCUCUCUCUCUCUCUCUCUGUGUUUCUGUCCAUCUCCUCCUCUUUUCUUAAUCUUUUUCUUUUGUUUCCUCUCUCUCUCUCUCUCUAGUCGUCAAAGACUUGUGUAUAUGUGUAUACUGCUGUGUAUACUGAUGUAAAUGUUUGCGUUCCACUACCACUGUGAUAUGCUUCUAGAGGUAGCGGAGGGAAGACAGAGAGUAUGUAUUUGCGUGGGUGCACAACAGUUUUUUGUUUUGUUUUUGUUUUUCCAUUUUUUUUCUUAAACAGCUAAUGCAAGAGCUAGAGAGUUCUUUUCAAAGGAGUCACUCACUACAAAGAAUGCACUUUCUAUAUCUCUAUAACUCAUUGGCUGCAUCACAGGGUCUAUGUCUCAUCGGCCUCUUUACCAUUGCUGUUCAAAAUAUCAGGUAAAAGCAUUUGCCGUCUCAUUUUCUAAAGAUUUGUGUACAGUCUACAAAUAUAUUUAAACAUAGAAGAAUAUAUAAAUCUAUUUACGUUUUGUGUCAUAGAUAUAAUGUAAAGUAUGAUGUAUUCUAUGCCAAGGUUUUGCAGUGUCCCCCUCUUCACUCUGUAGAUGCAGGGGGUUUAGCAGUUGAACAACUAGGAGGCAGACAACAACAACAACACCAUCAUAGACAGUUGAUUUAACAGUUUUUACUGGUUUACAUCACGGCUGACCCUUCUCCUGGUGAUGUGUUGCAUGAGAAAAGUCCUGGGACUGAUUUGAUUGGACGGGGUAAAAUAUUAUGGAUCAUUUCUGUUCUUUUUUUUUAUUUUAAUUUUUUUUUUAAAUCUUCCUCUCAUGAUUGCAAGAUAAUUAGACUUGUAGCGCAUGAUACAUGCAAAAGUACUGUUGAAGAAUGACCUUUUAUUUGUAUGUUCAUAGAUUUUAAAUAUUCCCUUUUUAUUAUUAGAAAGUGUUUAAAGACACACACUGUACAAUAACCGAGGCAGACAUUUUUGCUCCUCAGUUACUUGAUUUAAUGCAGAUCCUCCUUUAGCAUCCUACCAGGAGGUUUCAAUUUGAUGUUUUGCUUUACAUAGAAAGACUGACACGUGUCCAAAGGCUUCAGGAAUCUUACCUUAGAUAAGAUUCUAAAACGAAAAGCUAUUUUGACAUUCCCUCCAAGCAUAUGGUUGAUACUGGGCAGCCAAAGACCUCUAAAUGGUCUGUAAUGUCUGUGAAACCCGGAUGAAUCGUUUCAUCUGCAAUAUCAGGCCAAGGACUUAACGGUGCCCCCCAGUGUCGAAGACUCUGAGAGACAUGCGUAGCACCUGCUGCAUCCAGCACUAUCUGUACUUAUUCUUCAUACUUUACUGUAGUUCUUUGAGCAUAGGUUCAGGUUUUUCAUCAUGUCACCACGGUCGUGAAAUAUCAAACACACCCCAGAGAUAUAGCUCAUGUUUUUUGAAUGGUUAAUUUGAGAGUACCACAAAGAAACUAAAUGAUGCAAGCACUUUCCCUGUGCCUCCCAACCCUCUCUUUGGCAACGAUGGACUGACUAUACUGGCGAUCCUACACACACACAGCUGUAGAUGAGUUACAAUACAGUUGUAGUCUGCAGACCUCUCUCCGUUUCUCAUCUGUAGCGGUCUGCUUUUUCCAACCGCUGCUCCGCUGAGCAGGCGACACACUGUAGAUUAAGAAGUGCGAGUUACGAUUUGUAGGCACAGGCUGUGUUAUCUCUCCCAGAUCUUUGUGUGUGUAGACCUGCAGAAACAGGCCGAAAAGGGAGAUUCCACUGUGUGUUCUUUCAGGGGUGUACACCUCAUGGUACAUUGCACAGGUGUGUAAGAUGUAAGUUGCACUGCGACAUUAAAAAAGGAACAUAUUGCUCUUUUUCAAGGAUAAUAUUAGCUUACUGUUAUUCUGUACAUUAACUGACUAAAGAUGAUAUUAAAAAAGAAAGAAAAUUACAUUUAUUCUUCCUAAAGUAGCCUUUUUUGGUUUCAUAUAUAUGAAUAUAUAUUACAAAAAAUACAGAUUGUAAACUUAAGUUGUUAAACUUUGACUUCAAUAAACUGAAUCCUCUGCACUAUGA